AUGAGCGACUUGCCUCCAAGCCCUCCUCCUGGCCUUAAUUAUAUCGCCGCCAUCGAGCCAUCCCUCAAUUUCAUCCUCAUACUCACGCCCUUAGGAGCAACUAUGGUUCCCCUCAUCCUCACACUCUUUGUCUUCUCCUCCCCUCAAACACGACGCCACCCAGUAUUUAUUCUGAAUAUAUUGGCCUGCUGUUUUGGAAUAUUCGAAGCGGCACUCAAUGGAGUGUUGGAAACAAGACUAAUCCUAUAUCCACUUGAUCCCACUCCGAAAAAUCUUCUAACUGCUGCCCUUGCACUUGCACUGGUCCCACCCCUUUUUAUCGACUCCAUUCUAGUGUUCCGGCUCCUUGCAUUUUACCCAGUACACACUACCCCUACGGAAAAAUUGAUCAGAAUUUUUGCUUUGCCGGCUUUGUUUAAAUGUGGCCGGUUCAGCAUGGUCGUGUUGUUCUUGCAUUCAUUCACCGUUACCAGCGGACAUGCUCCAAAAGUCCAAUUAGCCGCGGAGUUAGCAUGGGGCAAUGAAAGACCCUAUCUGUUGACCGAAUUUGCUUUGCAGACACUUGAUAGCCUGUACUCCUCAUCAAUCUUCCUCUACAAUUUGUACCAGUAUCAACGUGAUGUGGCUAUAACUCGCACUUCCAAAGAUAGCCGUAUUCUGCAACGUAUUCGAGCUGCUCUUUUGAUCGCUGUAGAGAAUUUUGUUUUCCCUGUUAUAGCAAACUUGGUCGCAAUAAGCCUGUUUGCAUGGGGGUCAUCGUAUACGACUGCGUCUUACAUCUUCCUUGUCAAUGACUACGUGGCCAUUUUGGGGGUUGUCUUUGCAACAAUGUGGACGAGUAGACGGAAUUGGAAUCAUCACGAAACCAUUGAUGAACAUUCGUCUUUCGACCCGUCUGGGUCUAUGGAUGCGGUGUCGGUUAUGCAAUUCGCGCAGGCAUCGUUUUUGAAUGCACCAUACUCGAGUCCGGAAACGGUAGAGCUGCCUAUUGUUGAUGGUUCAAGUGGGUCUACAUUUGGUGAAAAGUCUGGUAAUGAUGACUUUUCACAUCCUGCAAGUCGUUGAGCAGAACUGGAGCUUUCGUUUUCUCUGAAAUUAGUCGUGUCGUGGUCUAUUUAGGACUGCUUGGUUUUCAAAGAUGUCAGAAGUUGUUGUGUUUAUGCAGGAUAGUCACAUACCGUGG
This is a messenger RNA of Serpula lacrymans var. lacrymans S7.9, 1183 nucleotides long. RefSeq lists its product as uncharacterized. NCBI's taxonomy places the organism in Eukaryota, Fungi, Basidiomycota, Agaricomycetes, Boletales, Serpulaceae. The record is from RefSeq and is a predicted model, not a curated record. Bases 1 to 1065 code for a protein of 354 amino acids. The transcript has 4 exons.